AUGGGGUCCAUCACGGAGAAACACAGCACCGAUCAGCAGGCCUUGCUCGACGCUCAGCUCGAGCUCUGGCACAGCACAUUUGCCUUCAUCAAGUCCAUGGUGUUCAAGUCCGCCUUGCAGCUUGGCAUCGCCGAUGCCAUCCAUUGCCAUGGCGGCACUGCCACCCUCACCCAGAUAGCCACCAAGGCCGCGCUGCACCCGUCCAAGACACCAAACCUGCGCAGGCUCAUGCGCGUCCUCACAGUCGCCGGCAUCUUCAGCAUCGCCAAGAACUCGCCUGACGACGACGGUGGUGACCACGUCUACGGCCUCACUCCGGCGUCUCGACUCCUUGUCGGCUCAUCACAGAACCUGACUCCAACACUGAGCCUGAUCCUUAACAACACCUUCGUGUCCCCGUUCCUUGAUCUUGGCACGUGGUUCGAGCACGAGCUGCCGGCGACAGACCUGCCCCUCUUCGAGCUGUCGCACGGGAAGAACGUGUGGGACGUCGUCGGCCACGACCCGUCCAUGAGCCAGCUCUUCAACACUGGCAUGGUCGCGGACACCCGCUUCCUCCUGGACAUCGCCAUCAAGGAGUGCGGGGACGUCUUCCAGGGGAUAAGCUCCCUGGUCGACGUUGGCGGGGGCCAUGGUGCGGCGGCGCAGGCCAUCUCAGUGGCGUUCCCUGAGAUAGAGUGCACCGUGCUGGAUCUUCCACACGUCGUCGCCACCGCUCCGGCUUGCGCCGGGCUCAGUUUCGUUGCUGGUGACAUGUUUGAGGCCAUUCCACCAGCGAAUGCUGUCUUCCUCAAGUGGAUUAUGCACGAUUGGGGUGACUCUGAGUGUGUCACGAUAUUAAGGAACUGCAAGAAGGCUAUACCAACACGAGAUGCAGGCGGCAAGGUGAUAAUAGUAGAUACCGUGGUUGGUGCAGGGCCUCCAAAUCUUAAGAAUAGGGAGACACAGGUCAUGUCUGAUCUCUUCUUUAUGAUAGUCAACGGCACUGAGAGAGAUGAGCAAGAAUGGAGGAAUAUCAUCUUUGAAGCUGGUUUCAGUGACUACAAGAUUAUACCAGUUUUAGGUGUUCGAUCAAUCAUCGAGCUCUACCCCUGA
This is a messenger RNA of Miscanthus lutarioriparius, 1095 nucleotides long. The record is from the annotation of a GenBank genome assembly. NCBI's taxonomy places the organism in Eukaryota, Viridiplantae, Streptophyta, Magnoliopsida, Poales, Poaceae.